Molecule: messenger RNA, 1441 nt
Organism: Gilbertella persicaria
Lineage: Eukaryota; Fungi; Mucoromycota; Mucoromycetes; Mucorales; Choanephoraceae
Product: trypsin-like cysteine/serine peptidase domain-containing protein
Exons: 2
Coding region: 55-954 (299 amino acids)
Biological process (GO): proteolysis
Molecular function (GO): serine-type endopeptidase activity
Source: RefSeq, a predicted model, not a curated record
UUUUUUUUGUCCUUUUUUUUUCUUUUUAUAUAGAUAAUCAUGUCUAUUUGAAAUAUGAAUAUUUUCAUUCUAUCUAUAUCUCUUCUAGCUGCUGUCAAUGCAAUGUCAGGCGGAAGAGCUGUGACAUCUUCUGAACAAUUCCCGUUCUUUGUUACACUAACAACUCCCAUUUUAUGUGGAGGUACAAUCAUUUCACUAGACCCGGCAUGGAUCAUAACCGCUGCACAUUGCAUUGAAGAUAGUACCAGUGGUUCUUUGAUUGGAUAUGGUAGCCGAGAAUUCUCGAAACAGACGUAUGCGACCAUCAAACAGAUUGUUUUACACCCACUGUAUGUCUCAAACAAGCAAUUGGAAACACAAGUCUAUGCGUCUAACAGGACAGAUAUUGUUCCUUAUGAUAUUGGACUCUUACAGCUCACUAAACCACUACCUCAGAAUGAAUACACUGACCGUAUUCCGCUUCUUGCAGACCAGGAAAUAGCGACACUCGAAACAAUGGGUAUGGGUUACACGGGUUACCAACAACCUCAUGCCGAUCUUUUGCAAUACACCGAGUGUAAUUCAUCCCGAACGGGUGUUCUCCAUGACGAUAACUUUAAUCACAGUAUAAUUCUGACUCAUUCUGAAGCAAAUCUUUGUCAUGGUGAUUCUGGUAGUCCAUUGGUCACUAAACUAUACGGAAGCAAUUCAUAUUAUUUUGCAGGCAUUUUGAAUCGUAUCUUGAAUGCAUAUGAUCCUGAUCCCAAUCAAGUUUCAUGCCCUUUUCAUCAAAGUGAAUCUACUCUUUUUGUCAAUGCUUUUGUUAAGCCUUAUGUACAUAUAAAAUGGAUCAUGAACAGCACUCAGCUUUCUAAAGAAGCGCUGCUUAAUAAUGUAUACAAACCCGUAGCAAGUCAUGCUUCUUCUCAGCGUAGAUCACUGUUGAUGUUUAUAUCCUGUCUUUUACUAUUAUAAAACUUGUUUUAUGUAUAUUGCCACAUUAGGAAAAACUGGUAUCUUGCGGAUGUUGCACCAUUUGUGUGUAUUGUUGUCCACGUGUGUCAUCAAAUUAAACUUUCUAUAUGAUGCAAUUUAAGGUGAGAACCAACCCGUGCUGGUCUCACCUGAAUUCAAGUAUUCAAAUACGAUUUGGGAAAUUGGUACUGAAUUUGUCACUUUUGCCUUUUUUUGCUUAAACAAACACAACUCGCCAUUUUACACAAACCUGGAAUAAGUCAGUCGAUAUUAAAAGAAAAAGAAGGAAAAAGGAAAGAAUGGGCCAUAUGCAACCUUAUGAACAUUUUUGAAUGAUUUGGUUAUCAACUAUAUACUUUGUGCUUCAUGUGAUUCAACUAGCAGACUUUUUCACCCCUUUUUUCUCCUUGAAUUAGACCCCCGCAACAGAUAAUAUAUAAAUAGGAGGACUAAAAUGAAAAUCCAUUUCUUACCUUUUUUUUUUUUU